Messenger RNA from Scylla paramamosain (green mud crab), 4552 nucleotides. RefSeq names its product gastric triacylglycerol lipase-like. Bases 374 to 1888 code for a protein of 504 amino acids. The transcript has 10 exons. Lineage: Eukaryota; Metazoa; Arthropoda; Malacostraca; Decapoda; Portunidae. The record is from RefSeq and is a predicted model, not a curated record. Gene Ontology annotation, biological process: lipid metabolic process.
AGUGUUGUUGGUGGCCAUUGGCAGUGAGUAUGUGUGGGUGUUUGUAAAUAGGGGUGGACUGAGAAUCUCGACACGGGCGCCUACUCUCACGCCCUCACACACGAGGCGCUCUGCUGACUGCCACUACUCUCACGUCCUCACACACGAGGCGCUCUGCUGUCAGAGCAAGUGACAAGAUAAGGUGAAGAUACGAGAUUGCCUGCACGCAGCCGACGAUUGAAGCUAAAGGUUGAGAGGCGACAGGGACGCGGGAGGCGGGGAGUGGCAUUACUUUGGCAGACGAGAGCCACAUCAGCAGCGGCACAAUACAACGCGGGGCACUACCAUUGCGUGAGGCACUGCACGUAGCGGCGAAGAGCAGCACACACACAACAUGGUGCGGAGAGGAGCUGGGAUGGCGGUGGCGAUGCUGGUGGUGAUGCUGGCGGCUGUGUCACGACGACCCGCGGCGGCAGCCACGGUAGCCAGGAGGUCACGGGAGCCCAGACAAGUGUCCAUGGGCAAUAUUCUAAGCCUUCUGAUGCGGAAUACUGAUGCCAGCGCACCACAGCUCGACACGGCUGAGCUGGGGCGCCUGGCGGGGUACAAGGUGGAGCGACACACGGUGGUCACUGCAGACGGCUACAUCCUCACCCUGCAUCACAUCCCGCCCUACAGCAACCCUGCACGUCGCAUUCCCGUCACCACCAGGAUAAGACGCAGCAGCUAUGACCGACACAGUAACCUGACCUCACCACCCUGGGCGAAGGAGGAACUGAAGAAGGAGGGAGAGAAGGGGAAAAAGACGAAGAUGGAAGAGUUAAAAAAAGACGAAGAUAACAAGGCAGAGGACUUGAGGAACGACAAUGAGGGAGAGGUGGAAGAGGAGCACCACAAUUUGCCUCCUGUCCAUGAUGGGGACUCGAAGGUUGUGUUCCUCCAGCACGGACUUAUGGGUUCAUCUGAUAACUGGAACACCAACACCCAGGAUAAUUCACUAGCCUACCUGCUGUCGGACGCUGGCUACGACGUGUGGAUGGGCAACUUCCGCGGCAACAUUUACUCUCGGCGACACGUGAACUUGACCCACCAAGAUCCACAGUUCUGGAAGUUCAGCUAUGAUGAGAUGGCCAAACAUGACCUGCCUGCCAUGCUGGAGCAUGUGCUGGUGGAGACGGGGGCAGAGAAGGUGGUGUACGUUGGCCACUCUAUGGGGACUACUGUAUUCUUUGCCACCAUGAGCUCAUUGCCUGAGUACUACCAGGACAGGAUUGCCGCCAUGGUGGCCCUCGCACCGGUGGCCACCAUCAAAAGCAUCUCCUCGCCUAUCAAGUACCUUGCCCCGCUCGUCAAUGAGCUCCAUUAUCUGCUGCGCUUCUUUGGAAACGACCAGGAGGUGAUGACCAACCCAAUGCUCAUCUCCCUGUGGGACCCAUACAGGGUGUGCAGAAAUUACCUGCUGUGUGAGAAUAUCCAGUUCAUGAUCACAGGCUUUGAUCCGGCUCGCGCUGAUGAGUCGAUGGUGCCAGUCAUUCUGUCCCACAACCCUGCCGGGUCAUCCACACAAACACUCUUUCACUUUGCCCAAGGCUACACUUCAGGUCGAUUUCAAAAAUUUGAUUUUGGUCUGAGAGAGAACCUCGUAAAUUAUGGCCAAGAACAACCUCCAGAGUACGACAUAUCCAGGAUCAAGGUGCCCAUUACUCUCUUCUGGGCAGACAACGACUGGCUUACCGGGCAGGAGGACAUCAAUAACUUGAGGGAGAAGCUGCCAAACCUUCAGGCAAUCCACAAGGUCUCCAAUCCCAUCUUCAGCCACCUGGACUUUCUCUGGGCCACUGAUGUUCGCUAUCUUGUUUAUGAUAAAAUAUUUGAAAUUUUAGAUAGAACUUUACAUAAAUACUUAUAAAAUAAAUUUUAUAGCUUAAGAAAUUCUAUAUUUAUCAAGCUCUAAAAUAUGAAAUUUUGGAGUGAAAUGAAUUCUCACUAGAAGUGUGCAGUGCAUGCAUGUCUAGAUAUUCAUUUGAUACACCUUAUGGACAGUAGUACUGCUGCAGUACAGCUUGUGGUAUGUAUCUGAGAUGAAUAUCUUUUAGAAUCAAGUUUUAUUCUAAUAAAUUUUCUUAUAUAUAAGAAAAUUUAUUAGGAUAUAUUUAUAUAUUUUUUUAUUUUUUAUUUUUUUUAUAAAGAAAGCUUACAUAUUUAUUGACUAAGCAUGUUAUUUAAUCACUCUUCGUGAUCAAUUUUAUCAGCCACAAUAUUCACCAGAUAAUAAAAAUGGACUAUUUCACCAAAGAUGAAUGCCUGUGCACUUGGGUCUCAGUCAAAAAUUUCAGGCAUUCACAGACCGCAAGACAACUUGCACACAAGCCUGAGGGUCUGAAGUCAACAUUCCUAAAAUAAGUUCAGCCUCAAGAGUUAAGGAUUCCUCUGAAAAUCUUAAGUGACUGUAGAAAAGGAUCAGUCUGAUGGUUUGUGAAUACUAAGAGUUUAUUUUUAAUAAUACGUUUAGAAGAACACACACACAACUAUGCCACUAUGACAUAGUUUUUGGUAUUAUAAAUACUAAGAGAUAAAACACCAGAAAUCUGCAAAAACUUCCUGAGAAUAUUACCAGACCCAAGGUGCCAACACUGGUACACAAUGAAGUAAUACUACCCACUGAAUACUAGAUGACUGUAAUAUGAGUAUACACAAAGUUUUAGUCUGAGAUUUAUGUGCAACAUAACUAGUGGAUAUCACAUAAUAAGAACUAUAAUAUUAACCAAACCACAGGUUUUACUUGCUUCAGAGGCUAACACUACAGGAGACACUGAAUUCACACAGCUCAACUGACCUUGUUACAUUCUUACACAAACUUAUUCUAUAACAUCCCUGAGAGCUCCAUGGGUCUAAUAAGUGACUACAGCUGGCUUUAUUAACAGUGGCACAUUGCCACAGAAAUGGCUCUACCUGGGAUUACUAAGUGAGCACUUGAUUAUAUGACAACCAUUCUGAACCAUGUGUGUGCUGUGCUCAGCAUGCACAUCAGACCACACUCAAGAAUCUGUGAUUGUACAUAAUGUGUAGUACAUAGUACUUGAUUACAUGUAUGUGUGAAGUCGUCAGUAUGCAUGUCCUGUGAAAAGUUAUGCACGUAGUGAGAAUUUUGUUUUAUUGCCAAGAGGCAGGGAUGAGUCAGUACCUAUGGUGUGAUGCAGGCACACACUGAGUGCCAAUAAUAUUAUAUUCUUAGAAUCACCUUGGUUGGGAGCCACAACCUGGCCAAGCAUUGCAGUCAGGUCAGAAGAAAACUCCUAGCAUAUUCCCUGCAGAUCUCAGAAGGGAUGAAGCAAAGACUAGGAAUCUGCUUUCUUCUUACAAUGGGACAAAGCUUGACAACAUGUUUGAGCUGUCCCUCAAUAAGGGGAUCUUAGAUGGGUGAAAAGAUAUAUUUAAUUUAAGUAUGAGAAAAAAGUAAUGCUGAAUGUAGUAGUGACACAGUGUUGUUAUAUGUGACCAAACAUUUCAUAAACUCAAGCUGAAUUAUGUCUGAUAUGUUUUUAUUUUCUUUGUAUUCAAGGUGUUAUGUUGGGUUUAAACAUGGUCUUGGGAUACCUGAGAUGCUAAAUACCAUCCACCUAUUUAUCAAUAUACUAGAAAGGAAAUCCUACAGGGGAUGGCCCAGACAAAGCACCAAAUGCACACGCGCGUGCCGCCCCCCCCAUAUAUAUAUAUAUAUAUAUAUAUAUAUAUAUAUAUAUAUAUAUAUAUAUAUAUAUAUAUAUAUAUAUAUAUAUAUAUAUAUAUAUAUAUAUAUAUAUAUAUAUCAUUGACACUCCAAACCCCAUCAGUCAACAGUGGAAAAUGAUAAUCUCAUGAACCACUUUACUACACAAAUAACCUACAAAUACUGAAUAUUGCAGGAUUCAGAUCUCAUUCCCUUAACAUAAGACCCAAUCUAUGUAGUUCCAAUGAUUCCAAUCACAUGAGUUUGAUGGAAGAGAUGAAGUAAUUUUGUCACAAUGUCCCUGAAUAUGCUUGAGUAAAAGGAAAACUGAUGUUUAAUUUUGAAGUCAGAUGAGAGAUAUUGCUCAUCCAUAAAUGUAAAACAACUAUUGAACUUGAUUCCUAAACACAUUCAUAUAUUCCUGAAAUAAAUCUCAGAGGUUAUGUAUCUGUUUUACUGACAGCAAGAGUUGUUAUUAUCUUCUUCAGUAGUAAUAGGACUAUAAUAUUCAACUGUAACACUUAGCUUUGCUGCUAACUGAUAAAAUGGGCUUCUGUCUAGGGUAGAUGAUGGGAAGUGAUGUAUGCACCCUGACUACUGUUUUAGAACAUCAGAUGAAAGCUCUUACAGGUGAUAUUCAAGAACUAAGGUCAUCCAGCCCUUUGACUACAUUAUGAUUGUGCUUUCAUCUCUGUAUUACAUUAAACGAACAUGUACAACAGUGUGUUAAAUCUCAGUGUAUAUCAUACUAGUUAAGGAAAUUAAUGAGUCUGCAAACACCAGCCAAGUACUGUACUGGGUAUGAACUGAAAUGUAAUUGUCAAAUGUAAUGCAUUUAUAUAGUAAAUUUGUACUGUUUCAUUA